Molecule: messenger RNA, 1803 nt
Organism: Meloidogyne enterolobii
Lineage: Eukaryota; Metazoa; Nematoda; Chromadorea; Rhabditida; Meloidogynidae
Source: the annotation of a GenBank genome assembly
AUGAAUGGUGAUGAAUUCCUUUGUGUUAAUAAUACAACAAAAAUUAGUCGUGAGGAGUUAAUGGCAUAUGUACGAGAGGAAUUAAUUUGCACUAUUGGCAGUGCGGAUAGUCCAGUUACUAUUCCAGUUUUAAUUACAACAUUCAGAGAAGAUACGUGUAACGAUAUUGGUGUGCUUGCUGAAAAACUUGGAUAUCCAUCAAUUCCUGCCAUGCUGGGUUCAGACGACUUUCGUGACAUUAUAGAACCUUGUUAUACUGACAUGGCGAAGGGUGCUGGCAAUGUAAAUCCUGAGAAGGUUUUUUGUUACAAGAUCAAAUCUCGGCCAGACAUUGCCCAUAUUUUAAGCUCAAUAGAAGAUGCUAAUCGUUUUCGAAGUGCAAAAGAAACUGAGAAAUUUAGAAGAUUACAGGUUUUAAUUCGCGACCCAAAAUCUUGUCCGAAAAUUCUUAUGGGAAAAGAAAAUUUAUUGAAAUGUCUACACAGUUUGGGUGCAGAAGAAAGGGAAGUGGAAUUACAAGAACUUCAAAAUGAGUAUAAACAAAAUUAUGGAGUUGAAAUGAAUAAAUCGGAAUUAAAACGCUUUUUUCCAACUGGCAAGCUUAAAACAAUUAUCGACACUUAUUUAUACAAUGAUAUUGAAAUUUUCACCGAUAAUAAUAGGACGGGAUCUCUUCUUUUUAAAAUGAAACGAACAAUGGAUGAGGUUAAUGCUGAAUGUGAGAAAAUCCUUAAAGAACGAUUGGAGGCUAUUAAAAUGGAAGAAGAGGCGGAAAAAUUAAAAUUGAAGAACAAAUCUAAGACGAAAAAGCCCAAAAAUAUACAGCCAGUACAACCAAGAAAAUUGCGAGUGAUUAAGCCGCCGCCGGAGCCAAAAAUUAAGCCAAAACCUGUUGUGAAGCCUCUAGUAACCCGUUCCAGCAUUUUUUACACAGACGAUGCGUUGUUGGCUAAAAACAUUAAUCUUGUACAUAAACACAAUUCCAACUCCAAUGAUGAAAAUUCUAAUAGUGACGAAGAGGUUAGCGAAGGAGUUGUCGAUGAGGAAAUUAACAAGAAACGCUACACAAGCGCUAUUGAAGGUGCUGUAUUUACUGACAGUGAAAAUGAUGAAAUUGAUGAUGAAGCGGAAGAAUUUCGCCUUGUUAAUUUCAAUAAAGAUUUGUGUUCAACUAGUGAUGCUUCUGUCCCAUCAUCUAGUGAAAGCAAGAAGGAAAAUGGUGUUAAAAAUGAAAUCGACCUUGACGAAUUGAAAAAAUUGUCCGAACAGAGAAAUAAUAUGCGCUUUGCAAUUGCAGCACAAAGUAUGAAAAAACGAAGAGAAUUCUUUCAACAAUUUGAAAAUAGAAAUCAAACGGAUGCUCCAAUGGAGGGAACAUUUGCGGAAACUACAAGGUUUGGUCGACGUGCAAAAGAAGAAGAACAAAGAAGGGAACGAGUUCAACAACUUUUGGAGAAAAUGGAUUCAAAUAAAACUAAACCUUUGAAACCAAAAUUGAUUGUUGCUGAUAAAUCAAAUGAAAAGAAAUUCUUAAUUGCUGCAGUUAUCUCUCAACUUGUUUUGGCAAAUCGGGAACUUGGGUUGUCUGAGAUUGUGAACAUAUUGAAAUUGUUGUUUGCUGAACACUACUCUGAUGUGGAGAUUGAUAUACCGAACUUUGUUGAAGAAUAUUUGCCUUGUAUGAAAUUUGUUAGAGCACCUAUUGAGCCCCAUAUUGUGAUUCAACAAGAAUGUGCUAAAACAUUAGUAAAAUCAUUUACUACAAAAAUUGGGAAUUUUAAUAGAAACUUGAAGAAACUUUGA